Messenger RNA from Eremothecium sinecaudum, 1416 nucleotides. RefSeq names its product ribonuclease III (gene RNT1). The transcript has a single exon. Gene Ontology annotation, biological process: rRNA processing; regulation of gene expression; primary miRNA processing. The record is from RefSeq and is a predicted model, not a curated record. Gene Ontology annotation, cellular component: nucleus. The coding region runs from base 1 to 1416 and encodes 471 amino acids. Lineage: Eukaryota; Fungi; Ascomycota; Saccharomycetes; Saccharomycetales; Saccharomycetaceae. Gene Ontology annotation, molecular function: ribonuclease III activity; double-stranded RNA binding.
AUGGGUAUGCGAAGUAUAUCUCCUGGAGCUUCAGUUUCUAAGCCACCUAGAAAUAGAAUGCAGAGGAAGGUUAAUACUCUAUCAUUAACCAAUUCUCCUGUUGAGGCUAGUAUUACUAAAAGUAUCAUAGCUGAGAAAGACGGGGCUUAUAGUAAGGAAGGCUACUUAUCACUGUCAUCGGAGUCUGGUGGUUCAUCGAUGGGAUCCGGGUACCAAUAUUCACAAAUUUUGCAAUUAGAACAUGCUGUUUCAACUUUAAAUGAUUCACUAGACCGUAUUCUGAAACUAUCCCCGCAUUUGAAGACCUACUUAUCAUACUUUAAUAAUGAGAAGACUCCCACCGAAUUUUUGCCAAGUUUCUCAAGGUAUCAAUUGAAAUGCGCAGCCGAGCUGAAAACGCUAUAUCUGCUAGGAAAAUUACCGAUUAUAGAUGAAUUGAAGGAAUACGAAUCGAAAUUUUCCGCUUCCGAUCCAACUCCUGUAUUUUCAAUACUGGAAGCUGAAGAUGUAGAUCGUCUUUCUGGCGAAGACAGAGAGGAUGAUUAUGUUCCAUCUGAAGUUGGUACAAACUCAUCAAAUAUUCUUUCCUUAUCUACAAACAAAAACUGGCCGCCUCCACUGCCUGAGCUUAAGAACCCCAUAAUUAAGGCUCGAGUGUUUACCCACAGGUCGAUUAUCAAUGAUAAACUAUACUUGACCGAAGCUGAAAUGAUAAAAGCACAUAAUGAACGUUUGGAAUUCCUCGGUGAUUCGAUACUGAAUACUACUAUGACUAUGAUUGUAUACAAUAAAUUUCCUAACUUCAACGAAGGUCGUCUUUCGCAGCUGCGGAUGAAACUUAUUAAUAAUGAGAGAUUAAAAGAGUGGUCGUUUCUAUAUGGCCUACCUAAUAUGUUAAAGACAAAUGUCGAAGCCUUCAACCAACCGUCUGAUAAUACAACUUGCAAACUAAAGUUGUGUGCUGAUGUCUUUGAAGCAUAUAUUGGAGGUUUGAUUGAGGAGGACGCUAAGAAAAACUUACCAACUGUCAGGAAGUGGUUGGAGAAGUUGGCUGAACCCGUCAUUAAAGAAGAGAUGGAAACUGACGUAUUUUUAGAAAAUACAGAAGAGGUUGAUAUAAACGCAAAGAAGACUCUAUAUUCCCUAAUAGGAUAUGCUGCAUUAAAACUGCAUUAUCACCCUGUACAUCGGCCAACUUUGAAUGAUCCUUACGCGAUAGUCGAAUGCAGAGUUAAAAAUGAUGUAGUGCUUGGGUCCGGGAAAGGUAAGAACGUUAAGAUUGCUGGGAUGAGAGCGGCACAAGAGGUGUUGGCAAACAAAGAACUAGUCGAUAGGUAUGCUGCAGAGCGCGCAGCUAUUCCACGAGGGGAAUCUGUAAUCAAAGAAUGCGUUGACCACAGCGACUCUAAGCAUUAA